AUGCCGCAGUACCUCGCCAUGAGAUUUGGUGGAAAUCGAUUGCGGAUCUAUUACGCAGUGUUGAGUCUUAUUCUCUACGUGUUGACAAGGUGUUCGACAAAUCUUUACACUGGUGCGUUGUUCAUCCAGCAAGCUCUCAACUGGGACCUGUAUGUCAGCAUUGUGCUCCUCAUCGUCAUCACUGCCGUCCUUACAUUUACAGGUGGUCUGACAGCGGUCAUCUACACAGACACACUGCAGGCUACAGUGAUGAUUGGAGGGGCCCUUUACCUCAUGGGAGCAGGGUUCUAUGAAAUCGGUGGGUUCUCGGGGCUACUUGAGAAGUAUCCCCAGGCAGUUCCAACCAACGUCAGUGCCAUUGUGCCCGGUACCGCCUGUCACCACCCCGACAAGCAGGCGUUCCGUAUGUUACGGGGGGCAGGGGAUGACUACAUGCCAUGGCUCGGCUUCCUCCUCGGACAAACGCCAGGAUCCAUCUGGUACUGGUGUACCGACCAGGUGCUCGUUCAGCGCGCCCUGGCGGCUAAGAGUUUAUCGCAUGCUCAAGGGGCAACACUAAUGGCUGGCUUCAUCAAGAUACUUCCUCUGUUCUUAAUGGUGUUUCCGGGGAUGAUCAGUAGAAUCUUGUAUCCAGAUGAUAUUGCUUGCACCAACCCUGACUAUUGUAUGUCUGUGUGUCAGAGCAAAGCAGGUUGUUCCAACAUCGCUUACCCUAGACUGGUCUUGGGGCUUAUGCCUAAUGGUGCCCGAGGGCUGAUGAUGGCUGUUAUUAUAGCAGCCCUCAUGAGUGACCUUGAUUCUAUCUUCAACAGCGCUAGUACGCUGUUCACCAUUGACAUAUGGAAGCGGAUCAGAAAGGCGGCAUCAGUUACGGAACAGAUGCUAGUUGGCAGGGUGUUUAUUGUGAUAAUGGUUGCGGUAUCUAUAACAUGGGUACCCGUGAUUAAGGAAACCCAGAGAGGUCAGCUGUUCGUCUACCUCAGGGAGAUAACCAACUACUUCACCCCACCCUUCGCUGCUGUGUUUCUUCUGGCUGUGCUGGUUCCCAGAGUCAAUGAAAAGGGAGUGUUCUGGUCUCUGAUGUACGCCUUCCUGGUCGGGGUGGUGCGUCUGUUCCUGGUCCUGUCCUUCCAGGGAGAAGGCUACUGUGGAGCGCCAUCUACCUCCAUAAUGCCGGCACUUGUGAGGAACAUGCACUACAUGUACUUCGCCCUGUUCCUCUUCCUGUCCACUGGUCUGAUAGCCCUUGUCAUCAGUUAUGUGACACCGCCUCCACCAGAGAAUUGCUUGCGGAACACAACCCUGUGGAGUUACCUCAACAAAUGCAAAGCGUACGCCGACGGUAGUCAGGGCAUUAAUGUUGACCAGGAGAUGAUCAACGCCGCUGGCUGCCACGAAGCUAAUUCCAUAACGCCACAUGACAAUACUGCUCCCCUGGCGACUGCCGAGAAUGACAUGGUAGAGACGUGUGGCGACCUGCUUCCCGUAGAAACAACAGCCCCUCAGAGUAUUGCCAGGAGAGUGUUCAACUAUGUGUUGGGAAUAGGCAAACUCCAGGAAAACAUGGAAAAUGACGAGGCGUCACGGGAUCACAUGUUUGUCCUUGCUGCGCUCACACAGACCAGGGUAGAGAAAAUAAUAUUGACCAUAGGCCUUCUGAGCAUCCUCUCCAUUGGAGUGGCCAUGUACGUUUUCUGGUCCGUUUAUAAGUUCGACACGAAGCCAUUCUAUCCCGAAGGUGCCGAGCAUAUUCUACCUGGGGAUGAACAGUUUCUUCACAAUAUAAAUCACACCACCACGUGCAUAUCGGAUGCAGUCCUCAGAAACAGGACUCGGCCAUAGUGUCAGCAAAUGUGCGCGCGUGCGUGCGUGCGUGCGUGACUGUUUUGGUUGGUUAUUUGGUUGUUUAACGCCUCACUCAGCUUUGUGAAGUGCAAUGCUUUGACAUGAUCAAUUCGCUAUGAUCAACAGAGUUAUCUCCCUUUGAAAUCAUCGCGUGGCAAAGGAAACAUUGAUCGCUACGGAUUGCGCAAUUCAUUUUGCUUGAUAAUAUUCUAAAACUUAAAGCCGCAUUGGAUUUGAUUCUUCACUGUACAAUUCAUUAUCAAUAAAUGACCGAUUUGAUUAAUAUGGUAACAUGCAACGUGAAGAACAGCCGUGCAAUACCAGUAUUGAUCGUAAUAUGGCGAAUGUGACAUGCAAAUUACCUACACCCUUUUUUGGCAUUUCUUCUCCGUACUGGAUAUAAGUAAAGGAGCUGUCUAUGUUUCUUCGAGGUCCGGAGGGGCUGGGCAAAACAAUCAAUUUCCGACACACUCCCCAUCCUCAUUCACUAGACCUUUUCUUCCUCUUAUUGUGUUCAACUAUUUGCGUUUUGCCCAAAAGAAGGGGCAUGGAUUUUAUUAAAUAUUAUAUUUUAUGCUCAGGUUUUAACUAACAGAAAGAAUUAUACGUCAGUGGCGUAGCUUCUAUCUGGUACAAAAAGCAAUUGUUCACACUUUGAAAUCGUUACAAAAAGAUCUAGUCCAAGUUUUAAAAGAAUGUACUGCAGUGUGUUCUACUUUCAGUUGUUUGUUAUCGUUGUUCUACUUUCAGUUGUUUGUUAUAGUUGUUCUACUUUCAGUUGUUUGUUAUAGUUGUUCUACCUUCAGUUGUUUGUUAUAGUUACAAGAAUGUACAGGUUGACUCUGAUACCAGAGUGAAAAAUGUCGUUGAUGAGUGGUUCGAUGUUGUUGUGUUUGCUACAGUUCUUAAGGGAAGCGGGAUAAGUGUUUAAAACAAUUGUACUUCAACAUGAUUGCUUACAUUUUAUUUUUCCAAAGCUACACCCCUGAUCGUUGGAUCUUUGUGCUCAUAAAACAAAUGUUGUAAAAACUUGUGUGUACGGUUUCUACUUUCCUUGAAAAAAUAGAUUGCCUUCUCUGAAGCAGUAGCCCCCCC
Messenger RNA from Haliotis rufescens (red abalone), 2940 nucleotides. RefSeq names its product sodium/myo-inositol cotransporter-like. Lineage: Eukaryota; Metazoa; Mollusca; Gastropoda; Lepetellida; Haliotidae. The record is from RefSeq and is a predicted model, not a curated record. The coding region runs from base 1 to 1842 and encodes 613 amino acids. The transcript is spliced from 11 exons. Gene Ontology annotation, biological process: inositol metabolic process; myo-inositol transport; transmembrane transport. Gene Ontology annotation, cellular component: plasma membrane. Gene Ontology annotation, molecular function: D-glucose:sodium symporter activity.